This is a messenger RNA of Papaver somniferum (opium poppy), 558 nucleotides long. RefSeq lists its product as uncharacterized. The coding region runs from base 1 to 558 and encodes 185 amino acids. Gene Ontology annotation, biological process: DNA integration. Lineage: Eukaryota; Viridiplantae; Streptophyta; Magnoliopsida; Ranunculales; Papaveraceae. Gene Ontology annotation, molecular function: nucleic acid binding. The record is from RefSeq and is a predicted model, not a curated record. The transcript has 4 exons.
AUGAAUCUUCAUCAGAUCUUAACAAUCCUUCCUAAACCCGGUGAACAAUGUCUGGGAGCCUUCGCUUUGAAAACAACUUCACCAUUCCAGUGGUUUCUCGAUAGUGGUUGUAGUAGACAUAUGACAAGUGAUCUCUCCUGGUUCACGAGGACUGAAGACUAUAAAGGAGGGUCAGUAACAUUCGGAGAUGGAAGCAGCUGUCUUAUCAGCAAGAAAGGUACAAUCAAACUUCCUGGUAUUCCUGAAAUUCAUGAUGUUGUUUACGUUAAGGGUAUGAAAGCAAUCCUUUUGUCUGUAAGUCAAAUUUGUGAUAAAGGAAAUAUCAUUAAUCGUGAACUUGUCAAAGGUGUUCCAAAAAUAAACACUAAAGUAGAAGGUGUUUGUGGAGCAUUGCCAAAAAGGAUGCAGAAAGAACAAGGUCGCAAGCUUAAAAAAAUAAGAAGCGAUCGUGGUACAGAAUUCAAGGAUACGAAAGUAUAUGAAUACUGUAAUGAACUUGGGAUUACCCAACAAUUAUCUGCUCCUAUUAUACCUCAAUCGAAUGGUCCUGUUAUCUAA